This is a messenger RNA of Linum trigynum, 675 nucleotides long. The record is from the annotation of a GenBank genome assembly. NCBI's taxonomy places the organism in Eukaryota, Viridiplantae, Streptophyta, Magnoliopsida, Malpighiales, Linaceae.
AUGACUGGUAAUAGUUCGUCGCUGGAGAACCAGCCAUGCUACUCUCCUUCCCAUUUCCAUCUCCAGGUAAAACCAAAUUUCUCCGCUCCUUGCUUCCUCAAGGCUCAAACCCAGUUCAGAACCCUAAAUUCCCGAAGCUUUAAUCCUUCAAGCCAGUUUAAUUUGUGCCAGUUCUCCGUUCGUUAUUGCAUCUCCUUCACGCUGUCGAUUUUAAUUUCGUCCCCAACCUUCUUUGACUUCUCUCUGCGGAAUUUUAUCGAACGGUUUGCGGGCGGCAGUAGCAACAAUCAAUCUGCAGAAAACAGGGACGUGGAGAAGGAAUCAGCGGGAAUUUCCCGCGAAGACGAAUCGAGCUCUGUUUCUCCAGCACCACCACUCUGGCCAAUCGACAGUGAAGAUCCAGUUUGUUUGCCAAAUCUGCAGGAAAUCGCUCCCCACUGUGUAAACCCGAAUCGUGAAGCUUGCAGGGCUGCUCCUCAAGGAAAUGCAAACCGAAACAACGUUGGAGAAGAAGACGGCGACGGCGACGGCGAAGAUCAGCACCACCGCGACGCCGGCCACGGGGACUGUAUUACAGCUACGAACAACAACGAGCCCCGCCAACCACCACCGCCACCAACAAUUCCCCCGGUUUUCGAGGGGCGAUUAAGAAAGAGGACCCAGCCGUGUCUGUAG